Messenger RNA from Parasteatoda tepidariorum (common house spider), 507 nucleotides. The record is from RefSeq and is a predicted model, not a curated record. NCBI's taxonomy places the organism in Eukaryota, Metazoa, Arthropoda, Arachnida, Araneae, Theridiidae.
UUAAUACAAUUGGAUAUUAGAUUUUUUUUAUAUUGAAUGCACUUUUUACAUGCAUUUUUUGCGAUAAACAUUAUAAAUUUUUUCUUAGAUCCAGCAGUUAUCGUCCCUUAUUACUUUCCACCUGUUUUAAAAGAGGGAGAAAGAGCAAGUACUAUUUGCUCUGUUCGUUCGGGAGACAGACCAAUUGAAUUUAAGUGGAAAAAAGAUGGUCAACCACUGUCUGUAUCAUCCACUGUUAAUAUACAGUCAUUUGAAGAUUCCUCUUUACUGUUUAUCAAAUCUGUCGAUUCUGGGAGUUCGGGAAAUUACACUUGCAUUGUAACAAAUUCUUUUGGUAAAGAUCAGUAUACUGCAACUCUUGUUGUCACUUCUCCCCCGACAUGGUUAAAAGAACCAACAGACACUGUUGUGAAGGAAGGAGAAAGCGUUUCAUUAGAAUGUGCAGCAUCAGGAGUUCCAAGUCCACAGGUUAAAUGGAAAACAGGUACUUUAUUAGUUUUUAAAUAA